This is a messenger RNA of Rhipicephalus microplus (southern cattle tick), 559 nucleotides long. RefSeq names its product Ubiquitin-fold modifier 1 (gene Ufm1). Lineage: Eukaryota; Metazoa; Arthropoda; Arachnida; Ixodida; Ixodidae. The record is from RefSeq and is a predicted model, not a curated record. Gene Ontology annotation, cellular component: nucleus; cytoplasm. Gene Ontology annotation, biological process: protein K69-linked ufmylation.
AGAAUCUCUUUACCUUCUUAUUGCGCAGAAUAUUGCAACAGCAGGAGAGAUAAUUUGACGUUGGGUGCUACACGACACACCUUUAAGGACAGCCCUUUGAGGUGGUAACGUCUACGUUACGAAUUUUUCUAGUUUCGGUUCCGGCAACCCUGUAGAAAAGCAGCGAAAGCAGCCCGUGGCUCCGCGACGGCACGUCCCAAAUGUCGAAGGUGACGUUCAAGAUAACUCUGACGUCGGACCCGAAGCUUCCUUACAAGGUCCUCUGCGUUCCUGAAUGCACGCCUUUUACAGCAGUGUUAAAGUUCGCAGCCGAAGAAUUCAAAGUACCACCAGCCACCAGCGCUAUUAUCACUGAUGACGGAAUCGGCAUAAACCCUGCUGACACUGCUGGUAACAUCUUCCUUAAGCAUGGAUCAGAACUUCGCCUCAUUCCCAGGGAUAGGGUCGGACAUUCCAGAUGACCAGACAUUGCAGAUGUAUUUUAUGCAGUGCGCCCACAUUUUCUGGAGGAAAGGUUUUUUGACACAAGCAUUAUGAAUAAUAAAUGACAAAAUCUGCU